Messenger RNA from Telopea speciosissima, 2351 nucleotides. Its product is annotated as serine/threonine-protein kinase-like protein CCR4. Gene Ontology annotation, molecular function: ATP binding; protein serine/threonine kinase activity. Lineage: Eukaryota; Viridiplantae; Streptophyta; Magnoliopsida; Proteales; Proteaceae. The coding region runs from base 18 to 2351 and encodes 777 amino acids. Gene Ontology annotation, biological process: protein phosphorylation. The record is from RefSeq and is a predicted model, not a curated record. The transcript has a single exon.
GGCUUUCUCAUACAUCCAUGAUUCCUGAAAACCCUUUGUCUGUUCUCCUUCUGGUGACCCUUUUCUUGGUUUCUUCUACUCUUCCAUUUUCUUCAUCUCUUUCCAGUAUUGCAAUCUCUGAGAUCUCAAAUCAAACACUAGUCUGUGCAUUAACUGGACAAAAAUCCCUCAACUGUACUAGCUUCCCUUCUGGUCUUCAGAGUCCAAUUCCAUCUCCAAAUACUUCUGUCUCUGCAAUAACAGCAGGGAACAACUUCCUCUGUUUUCUGAGUUACCCAUCUCUCACUUCUGUUAAUUCUUCUGUUGGUUGCUGGAGAUUCUCUGAUAAUGGUACUAAUCUGACAUACAAGAGAAUCUAUCAUGGACCCAUGCUCAGAGAUUUCGAUGCCAGGAACUCUCACGUAUGUGGAAUCGUCAAUGCAUCAAAAAGUCUAAUUUGCUGGCAAUGGCCUGAUUUCAAUUCCCCCCAUGUCCAAAACCUCGCCGACAUCGCCGUUGGUGAAGAUUUCGUUUGUGGGUUAGUCGACACAGGGCAAGUUAUGUGCUUUGGAAACAAUACAAGCAUAGUCGGCAAGGAGCCACCGGGAAUUUAUAGUGCCAUCGCUGCUGGAUUGAAUCAAGCUUGUGUAAUUUCAAUCGAUGGCUCCAUGAUCAAUUGCUGGGGCCAACCACCUAUGAUGAAUCUCAUCGGAAGCUUCAAUUCAUUGGCCUUAGGCAACAACACUGGCUGUGCUCUUCUUUCCAAUUACACAGUUUUUUGUUGGGGAGGAAACAAUUUCCAGCUCCCACAAAGCUUACAAGGAAACUAUUUUCUAUCAAUUACAGGGAAGAGCAAUAGUUUUUGUGGUGUGAUGAUGAAGAAUUUUUCAUUAAUUUGUUGGGGUGGUGAGAAUUUGAUUUCUACUUCAUUAGCUUUCCAGACUGCAAUGCCUGGACCUUGUCAAACACUUUGUCAAUGUGGAGUGUUUGCUGAUUAUGGACAAUUUUGCAGCCAAGGUUUUAUCUGUAAACCAUGCAGGAAUUCUAAUCUUCAAACUCCACUCCCGCCUAUGCUACUAGAUCCACCGGCAUCAUCGCCGGAAGGGACGAACAUUACUUCCACGCCCAAUGUCGAUAGAGGGCUAUCUAUUGUCGUGGUGGCCUGUGUAGGUUCAGGGGCGGUUCUGUUUAUAAUUUGCUUCUUUUCCUUUCAACAUUUCAAGAAAAAGGCUUCUUCUCGAACUCAGAAUGCAACAACAUUGGAUCGACAAGGUUCAACUCAAAUCUAUCCUGAACUUGAGAAUUCUUCAAACAGAGGAUCAAGCUUUGGUGUUCCAAAGAUAGAUCAGAGACUAAUUUAUAGUGCAGGAAGUGGCAAACUUCAGAAAUUCUCUCUUGAAGAACUUAGACAAGCCACUGAUAAUUUCUCUGAUGGCCAUAAAAUUGGGUGUGGAAGUUAUGGAUCUGUGUACCGGUCGAUACUUGAAGAUGGGCGAGAUGUGGCAAUUAAGCGGGCAGAGGUAAUGAUUUCAAAUUCUCCAUUAUAUGCAGGUAAUGUUAAGAGACUUGAUUGCAAAGAUCAUGCAUUUUGUUCUGAACUUGCUCAUCUCUCUCGCCUUAAUCAUAAGAACCUUGUUCAACUUUAUGGCUAUUGCAAUGAGGCAAAUGAGCGUGUGCUUGUUUAUGAAUUUAUGGUUAAUGGAACACUCCAUGAUCAUCUUCAUAAUUAUGAAGAAUCGCCGAUAUUAAUGUCGUGGGCGGCCCGAAUUAAGGUCGCCCUCGACGCGGCUAGAGGUAUUGAGUAUCUCCAUACGUAUGCGGUACCACAAAUAAUUCACCGUGACAUUAAAACAUCCAAUAUUUUGCUCAAUGCUCAAUGGAUCGCGAAGGUGUCAGAUUUCGGAUUGUCAUUGAUGGGACCGGACGAUGAAGAUGCACAUAUAUCACUCCGUGCUGCUGGCACUGUAGGAUAUAUGGAUCCUGCUUACUAUAAAUAUCAACAAUUGACGACGAAAAGUGAUGUUUAUAGCUUUGGAGUGGUGUUGCUAGAAAUGUUAUCAGGUCUUAAAGCUAUACACCGCAAUGAAGAAACUGGACUACCAAGGAAUGUGGUACAUUAUAUGGUACCAUAUAUUGUUAGAGAUGAGAUACAUCGGGUGCUCGAUCCAAAAUUGUCACCGCCGACACCAUCUGAGAUCGAAGCAGUGAAUUAUGUUGGUUAUCUCGCAGCUGAUUGUGUGGUGACCGACGGGCGAGAUCGGCCAACCAUGACUGAAAUUGUGGAUAGUCUUGAAAGAGCAUUGGCUGCUUGUCUUGCAAACCCUUUUCUCUCUAGGUCAACAACUGGUUCAUCUAUAAGAGAUAUACUGUAA